This is a messenger RNA of Myotis davidii, 1143 nucleotides long. RefSeq names its product UDP-glucuronosyltransferase 2B31. The record is from RefSeq and is a predicted model, not a curated record. Gene Ontology annotation, molecular function: UDP-glycosyltransferase activity. Lineage: Eukaryota; Metazoa; Chordata; Mammalia; Chiroptera; Vespertilionidae.
ACAUAAGCAUGAGCCAUGGUAAAAGGGAUCAGCCAUUUGAAAAGAAUCAUUCCCACCAGGAUGCCUAUGAAGUGGAUUUCAGUUCUGCUGCUGCUACAGCUGAGUAGUCACUUCAGCCCUGGGAGUUGUGGAAAGGUGCUGGUGUGGCCCACAGAAUACAGCCACUGGAUCAACAUGAAGACCAUCCUGGAUGCACUUGUCCAGAGAGGUCAUGAAGUGACUGUUCUGACAUCUUCAGCUUCAAUUCUUGUUGACCCCAAUAAACCAUCUGCUAUUCAAUUUGAGAUUUUUCCUACAUCUGUAACAAAAGAUGAUUUUGAGGAUCUUUUCAAGCGUCUGACCUCUAAGUGGACAUAUACACCAAAAUAUACAUUUUGGACUUAUUAUUCACUAUUGCAAGAUAACACUUGCGAAUAUUUUGAUUGCAUUCAAAAGCUCUGUAAAGAUGCUGUUUUGAACAAGAACCUCAUGACAAAGCUACAGGAAUCAAGGUUUGAUGUCAUUCUUGCAGAUCCCGCCGGACCCUGUGGUGAGCUGCUGGCUGAGCUACUUAAAAUACCUUUUGUGUACAGUCUCCGCUUCUCUUUUGGCUGUACAAUUGAAAAGUACAGUGGAGGACUUCCAUUCCCUCCAUCCUACGUACCUAUUGUCUCGUCAGAAUUAAGUGAUCAAAUGACAUUCAUGGAGCGAGUAAAAAAUAUGAUGUACGUGCUUUAUUUUGACUUCUGGUUCCAACCAUUUAGUGAGAAGUGGGAUCAGCUUUACAGCAAAGCACUAGGAAGACCCACUACAUUAUUCGAGUUAAUGAGAAAAGCAGAUAUAUGGUUUAUUCGAACCUAUUGGGAUUUUGAGUUUCCUCGCCCACUCUUACCACAUUUUCAAUUUGUUGGAGGCCUCCACUGCAAACCCGCUAAGCCUCUGCCUAAGGAUAUUGUGAAUAGUUUCAGCCCCUCUAGCUGCAUUCCAGGAGCACCUACAGCCCUGACUUGGGCAGUCACCUAUGGAGUAGAGAACUUUUGUGGAAGUCCAGAUUUCCAAAGGAGAAGUUCCAGCACUCUGUUUUCCUCUUCCAAGGCAACUCAGUGUAAGGCUGAAAGAAGGCCCACCUGUGCCCGUGAUUUCUCUCACAGGGAUAAAGAACCG